This is a messenger RNA of Hippocampus comes (tiger tail seahorse), 1217 nucleotides long. Its product is annotated as FRAS1-related extracellular matrix protein 2-like. Lineage: Eukaryota; Metazoa; Chordata; Actinopteri; Syngnathiformes; Syngnathidae. The record is from RefSeq and is a predicted model, not a curated record. Bases 774 to 1217 code for a protein of 147 amino acids. Gene Ontology annotation, biological process: anatomical structure morphogenesis. The transcript has a single exon.
GUGGACCCAACCAGCAGGCACUCUAGUGCCGGGACGUCCCAGUGACGUGACCCCACCAUAACCCCUUACCAAGUGUGAACAAAACUCGAGUAACCAAUGGCGUCUGUAUUUAUUUAUUUAUUUAUUUAUUUAUUUUUUGCGACGUUGGUGAAGCUAUGUUUCAUAGACAGUGUGAUCUGUCACACCUGUUUUUCUCUGGUAAUAUCGUGAUAAUUUUUUUUAGACCACACCCCAGUGCACACCUCGAGGCUGUCUUAAGACCCCCUUCAAUCAACGUGCCCAAUAUCAACCAUGUGCAUGUAGGCAAUCUUUGGCGAUUGUCGUCAGAAGACAAACUAUUGGUUAGCACGCACAGCAUCCAUUCCACUAAAUUGCCUCCCGCACUGCAGUUCACACCUCCCCCUCACGUCCCACCUCUCAAAAGGUUGCCUCUCUUGGUUGGAGGAGCACUUUCACAACCUCUUCCAAUAGUCUUUCUUAAUUUAGCUGUGAGGGCAGGAGGCUCUCCCCCUAACACGUUCCCCUCCCUUCCUCUGUGCUGACAGGGGGGGAGGGGGGGAGGCUCCAACGAGGGUCCCUGUCUACAGUUUCAUUAUUACCUGCGCAGCCCUUGCAGCACUCACCACACUUGUGCGUCUGUGGGAGGACGCAGCAGCAGAAGAUAGAGGACCAGAAGCUUGCAUGUUUUUUUUUUCUUGUUCAAAUUGGGAGUUGAUUUUUUUUUUCUUUUUUGGUCUCUACUUUGUGAAAUUUAAGACAGCGAAGCAACGGACAUGGCAGCUCGUCUGCAAAGUUCACACUGGACGUGCCUCCUGUUCGUGCUCGGCGUGUGUCUCGUCUCAGCAGAGCCUUUUAACCAAGCGCACCUGUACCAGUACAAAGCCGGACCUAACGAAGACAACAUCAUCAUCGCCAACAACGGGAUCAGAGUUCCGCUGGGGAAAUCCGUGUUUUUGGAUCCCCUGAAUGACUUGGUGACUGAGGUUCAGCCCGGGGAUCGCUACCACAUCACGGUUUUGGACAACGACCCGCUGGCUCAGAGACCGGGGACGCUAACCCCCAAGAAGUUCCCUUGCUCCUUCGCGCCGGAUGAAGUGAAAUACACCCAUUUGGGGUCACGGAGCCCCAGCACGGACCGGGUGAAGCUACAGCUGCGCUAUGACUCGCAGACAGACACAGUGGUGAUCCCAUUCAUUCUUGUUCAAAUUGGGAGUUGA